Messenger RNA from Liolophura sinensis, 3440 nucleotides. Its product is annotated as putative autophagy-related protein 11. NCBI's taxonomy places the organism in Eukaryota, Metazoa, Mollusca, Polyplacophora, Chitonida, Chitonidae. The transcript is spliced from 12 exons. The coding region runs from base 421 to 2658 and encodes 745 amino acids. The record is from RefSeq and is a predicted model, not a curated record.
GUGAUUUUACUUUCAACACCAAACUUUUUAGUGAUCAGCACUCGAUCUUGUCUUUACGUGAGGGUGCCUCCGUGGCUCAGUUGGUUAGCGCGCUAGCGCAGCGUUAUGACCCAGGAAUCUCUCACCAAUGCGGUCGCUGUGAGCUCAUGCUGGCUUCCUCUCCAGCCGUACGUGGGAAGGUUUUGCAGCAACCUGCGGAUGGUCGUGGGUUUCCCCCGGACUGUGCCCGGUUUCCACCCACCAUAAUGCUGGCCGCCGUCGUAUGAGUGAAAUAUUCUUGAGUACGGCGUAAAACACCAAUGAAAUGAAAUGAACUUUACGUGAGAUUUUCAUUUUGUACCGGCUCUCAGUUUUCUACAUUUCACUUUCAGCGCAUUAACUGGACUUGAAAAGAUCUAAAGCUGCAUACAAGUUAUAAGCAUGCUUUCCAACCAGAUUUCAACAAGGGAUCUGUUCAGCUAUCCACUCAGACAAGGAAGCCAAGACAGUUCCAGUCAGGGUACUUCAGAUUAUUUACGUGGUGAAUCAGGAUUUCAAGACUCUCAGUCUCAGCCAUGCAUUGGAUCACUCUCGCAGCCAGAUAUUUAUUCACCUGGACGAAGGAUGUUCCAGAAAUACUCUUCCAGGGGCUCUAUCUUCAAGCUAGAGGGAAAUUUACCCUCUAGCCAACAAGAUUUACAGAGGUCAAAAGCAAGAGAGAGAGAAGAUAGAGAAUUUAUGCAGAAUAUGAUGUCUGUCGUCAGUGAAUCUUCGUCAGCGGUCAGAUUUGCUUUAGAAUCAUUCAGGGAUAGUCUAGAGACAAAACAAGGGAAGAACGAAGAGAAUGUAGCAACUUCUUUACAAGCACUUUCAGAUGAGGUCCAAAGAAAUGCUGAAAAAAUUAUUUCCGCAAUUUGUGAACAGGACAAAGUAAAGCAAGAACUCCACCAAUUGAAUAUAGAAUUAUCAAAAAAAGAUGCCAUUAUAAAUGGACUUAAAAAUCAGUUGAAGGAAAAUAAGGAACAGGACAAUGAGAAAAUAAUGGAGAUAGUGAAGAACAGUCACAUGCAACAACAGGAUAUUAUAGAAGAUAAGCUACAGAAGCUACUCAGUGUUACCUCAGAACAACUGAAACUCUACGACAAACAAAUUUCUUGGCAAGCUGAUCAAGAAAAGGGCCAUGCAGAGUUUCAGAAAGAGAUGUUAAAUGAACAGCAGAAUCUCCUGAAGGGCCUAGAGGACAAAUUGUUGUCAGAGCUAUCAAAUGUGCAGCAUCAGUUGUCUGUGAAACAGAGCCAGUUGGGGAACUAUUAUAGACAACAACUUCAAGAAUAUAACCGCCAGCAAACGAAGACUGUAGAGAGCUGUUUGCGACAACCAUUGGAGGAAAAUGUAAAAAAUGCCUCGAGAGAGACAAAUUCGCUCUUAUCUCAACAGAGGCAGGAGAUAGAGUUGGCAUGUAAUAGGCAUAGACUAGAGCUUCAGCGAUUCAUAAAGUCUGAGCUAACAAAGCAGAUGUUUGAGAAUGAAAAGAAUAUAAAGCAGAUUGUGUCAAAUGUGAAAUCCUUACAUGUAGUUUCAAACCAGUCUGAAAAUGGAGCCCUUAAUGUAGCUAGGCAACAAAGAUCAAAGGUUAUGAACACCUCCAAAAGAACAUGGAUGACUCUCCCACUGUGCAGCCCUAAACCCACACAAGUAGGUGAAGAUGAAGAUGAAGAAAACAGUGAGUAUGGAUGUGAUGUUGAAAGAAUAACUGUCAGCUCACCAGAAUUUCAUAUUUCCCCCUAUAACUACUCAGAGCAAGGUGUGCAGCCUUCCAAAAAGGACUUAUUAGGUUCUCCAUGGAAUCCAAAUACACUUUUCCAGAGAUCUAGGACAGUUAAGCCUUCCCCUGUGGCCAAAGUUGCACCAAUGGCACAACAGUCUUCAUCAAAGAAUAUGUCAAACCAUAGUACUGUAAUGAGGACAACUACAAAUAAGGAGCAAGAAAGAGAAAAUCAGAAAAAACAGGAAGGAACUGUUUAUCCACAGAGACCAUCGAAGCAAACCAGAGACCUGCAGAAAUUUUCAAAAACUACACCUCCUGAACAAACAUCCCGCUACCUUACAAGAUCCUCAAAGAGACAACAAGACUCCAUGUGUGAAGAAGAAAAGCGGCCUCUAGAGAGAAGUUAUGAUAUGGGUGAAGGUGAACAGCAAGAAAGGAAAAAUCAUCCAAAUAAAAGGAAAGCAAAAGCAUGGGAUGAAAAUGAACCACAGUGGCUGAAGGUAGCAAGAUUGAAAGAAAACCGUUCUACCAACACAGUGGGACAGAUGCCAGGGAGGGAAACCUCCCCACCAAUGGCAACAAUGAAAAUGGUAAUGAAACGAAAGGUUAGGUGCAGAAGAACACCAAGUUUUGUCACUGAAAUAUCAAGAACCAAGUGGAGCCGCUCUAAUAUGGAAUCGGAAGAUACAAACAGAACUUUUGAUGAUCUACUAAGCAGCCCUUGCUUCAAAUUCUGUGAUACUUUGAAUGAGCCAUUUGAUGACAGAGCACUUGUUCUGGAAGGAAAAGUGAGUCGGAAAAAUGCCAACAAAAGAAAACUUUGUGAAGUAAACUACGAUACACAGAUAACAGAGAUAACUCAAGCUAUCAAACAACAGUUGCAGUAUGUUAAUACACCAAGUUUUGGCUAAUUAUGUUACUUCUACACCCCUCCCCUUCCCCUUCUUCACAUUUGAGAAAAAAUAUUUUGGUGGUACCUAAAUUAUGUACAUAUACAUGUACCUGUAUUUUAAUACAUGUAUUAAACGCUGUGUUCAGAUGUGUACUUAAAUUAUGUACAUGAAUUUUACAUUUCUAAUUUAAAAUGUUUUUAGAGAUGCAUAAAUUAAAUGGACUUCAAGUAGUGCUUUGUUUUAAUUCAGACAUGGAAGAAUGAUAAUGCAUUUGAAAAAGGAUUUGGGGCAGUGCAUGUUAACUAAUUGUAAAAUGACGCAGUGUAUCUAAGUGCCUUUACUGGAAAUUAGCAAUAGAGAAUUUUACAUAAGAGUUUCUACAUCAAAAUAAGGCUGGAUCUAUUUAUGUCUGUGAUAUCAUAGAAUUAUUUUUGUUUACAACAUUUUUAAAUAAAUAACAUUGUAAUGGAAACACAUUAUAUGCUGUAUUGAAGCAAAUAUUAUUUCGGAUCUGUUGGUUGUGUAUGGUGUAAUGAAUUGGUAAACAGUUAUAGUUACAUAUAUAAUCCAGAAUGGAGAAGUCAGUACUGGUAGGGUAAUUUAACUGUAUUGAUAAUAAAUAAGCAGUUUGGUGUUCUUGUGCUGUUAUUCUUAUGGAAGAAUUGUAGAUGAAAAUAAAUUGUUCUGUUAUGUUUCAUAAAAUUUUUGAGUACUAUUUGUUUGCAUACUGUCCAGCUUCUCUUCGAAUAUCAUUGUAUUCUCAACCCCACAUGCCUUGCGUAAAUGGAAACUUGGCCUGU